This is a messenger RNA of Lemur catta (Ring-tailed lemur), 4517 nucleotides long. RefSeq names its product zinc finger protein 175 (gene ZNF175). Bases 2010 to 4073 code for a protein of 687 amino acids. Gene Ontology annotation, molecular function: DNA-binding transcription repressor activity, RNA polymerase II-specific. Gene Ontology annotation, biological process: negative regulation of transcription by RNA polymerase II. NCBI's taxonomy places the organism in Eukaryota, Metazoa, Chordata, Mammalia, Primates, Lemuridae. The record is from RefSeq and is a predicted model, not a curated record. The transcript is spliced from 3 exons.
GCGACCAUUUCGCGUAGUCAAGUAGUUCUCGCCUUCCUACACGGCUUGCGGGACGCCGAAGUGAUAUGGUAUAUUAGUAGUAGGGAUUCGGUGAGGUCAGUGACGGAGGUCGGCUUGGGGUGAGCGAUGAGAGGGUGGCGGGGCGAGUGAAGACGGGUCUAUGAGGUGUGUGAUUGGGGGUUCCUGGGUGAAUGUUGACGGCUGUGGGGCAUGUGGGGUUUGCUAAUUUAAGUUGGAUAAUUGGCUCUUUUCUCGUGUUUUUUUUUUUUCUGUUUGUAUGUAAAUAUUUUUGCAACUUAAAUUCCAAGUGAACUUUAACAUCAGAUUUUAUAUUGUUGGUCAUGAAACUUGUUCAUUUGAGGAUAGUGAACAUGCGUCUUAAGAGCCCCUUAGUCGACGGUAUCCGAGGAGAUUUAGGAAAGUGAUUGACUGCUUGGGAGACUAGAGGAGUCAGUGGUUGAUUGGGAUCCAGGAGCUUCAGGGGUUGGAGGACUUUGAGGGUCACAUUAUAUUACACUCUGGGGGCCAGUGAUUGGUCACCAAUAGGAAUCUAAGUAGAGUGGGUGCUAAGGGUGGCAUAUGGGAGCCAGUUGACUGGAGGCCUGAGGGGGGGGAGGUCAGUGAUUGGGGUUUGUGAGGGUGACUGCAUUGCUUUCUGGGCAGUGACGGGUCCUUUAGGGUUGGAUGUGUGGGUCAGUUUUGGCCUCUCCUUGAGUCUCUGUGGACAUGGUAAGAAUCAGUGAUUGGCAGUUGAGCAGAUUGAUGACAGUUUUCUGCUGGGGUGUUUUAUUUGAGCCCCUAUGUUGAGGAUUAUUUGGCGUCCUGUGGAAACCAAUAAAUUGUACUUCCUGGGAAACAUUUAUUGCCUGGCAGUGUACUAAUGAUUUCAAGAGCUUGGGCCAUGUCAGUGACUGGGAGGCAUUUUGUAACCUGGCAGUCCUGUGGUCUACCCAUUGGGGAUUUCUGAAAGUCAGUACUGUCAAUGACUGCAUUUGGGUGUGGUGAGGGCACCUCAUUAUGGACAGGCAAGAAAUGGUCAGUGAUUGGAGGUCAUGAUCCGUGUCUGCAAAUUUUCUGGGUUAAGUUGGGGGUUGGGUACAGUGAUUUAAAUUUUUAGCUUUGUUGGAAGAGGCUGGGCUGUAUGUAUGGUGUAUCAUGGAUGGGCAAUGAAAUGUUCAGAACCUCAGAACCUGCACCAGACACAACCACCUCCCAGCCUGAGCUCUCUGAAGGCAGGAGGAAAUGGAAAUGGUGUUUCUGGAAGGUGGACACAUAGGGGUACAUGAGAUAGUGUGUAGUUUAGAAUGAAGUAGACAUGGGGCUGAUUCCCUUUUCUUCCAUUUGCAGACUCAGUAACCUCUGGGCAAAUUAUGUAAUACCACACAGCCUCAUUGUCCUCAUCCACAAAAUGGGUAUAAUAAUGCUCAUGAUAUUUAACUGACAGCAUUGUGUGAAAUUAAGUUGACAACUUGAUGGGUUUUAUUCAUAUUUACCACACACCAGGCAGGUGCUGAGAGCUUGACAAACCUCAUCUUGCAUUAAGUUUUCCAAAACAUGUGAAAAUACCUGUAUCCCCAUUUUAGAAACUAUGACUAAAGUGUCUCCAUAUUCUUAUAGUUAAAAAGUAGAAGAGCCGCAAUGAGUCUUUCAUAAAGUUUAGUCCAAACUCAGUCUUUUUUCUUAACUCUGGCUAAAAACUAGAGUUGGAUUUUUCUGAACUUUGUCUACUCUGGUGUCUACCAUGGUGACCUUCACUUCAAGGCCCUCAGGAAUUAUUUAUGGAACAAAUGUUGAGUGAGUGACCAUGUGGUCAUUGCCUUUCUAGGGCUUCUUGGUAUCUCUGCAGAACCCCUGGCUCAGGCCAAAUCACUGAGGCUGCAGAAUCUCUCUUCACAGCCCACCCCACCUCUACCCAGUUGUCCUGGUUGGAGCCUCCAGACGCCUUCCCAGCUUCUGGGAAAAGUGGAGUUGUUGGCAAGACAGACCAAGAGUUGAAGUCCAGAGGGGACAUGCCUGCUGAUGUGAAUUUAUCCCAAAGGCCCCAAGUCCUGGGUCCAGAAGAGCAGGACGGUCCAUGCGAGAAAUCAGUGUCGUUAGAGGACGUGACCGUGGACUUCAGCAGGGAAGAGUGGCAGCAACUGGAUUCUGCCCAAAGACACCUGUACCAGGACGUGAUGCUGGAGAUCUAUAACCACCUCAUCUCAGUGGAAGGGAAGUUUGGGCUUGAAACCCCACAACAGGAAAUUCCUGAGAAAGCUUCGUUUCAAAAGGAUGUGGUGGGUGAAGUCACAAGAGAUGGUUCAUGGUGCUCCACUUUAGAAGAGCUGUGGCAGGAUGCUGACCAUAGAAAGAGAGAUCAGCAAAAUCAAAUUCAACCCAUGCGUCAUGGUACUGUCUUCAACAAGAAAACAUUGGACACAGAGAGAGAUUGUGACUAUAAGGACCCUGGGAAAAUCAUUCACAUGAGGCCCCAUCAUGUUUCUUCACAAAGAUCUCAGAAAUGUUGCUCAUUUGCAAAAAGUCUGAAGCCUAACCCAAAAGUAAAUGGUCAAAAUCAAAGCAGUGCCACAAAACAGCUUGAUGACAUUGUUGAGUCUGAUCAGCUGUUCACUCAUAGCUUUUCCAUUGCUUGCAGCAAGAAUAUUCAUACAGGAGAGAAAUUCUGCAAAAGUAAUCAGUGUAGAAAAGUCUAUGGCCAUAAACAGUCAUUUACACAACACCAAAGUCAUGCUCAGGAGAAACUGAGUGAAUGUACUGAAUGUGGGAGGGCCUUCACCCAGAAAUCACACCUCCUCACCCAACAGAAAAUGCAUAGUGUAAAAUAUCUCCAUGAAUGUGGCAAAUGUGGAAAAGCCAUCACCCCACAACCAAAACUCAGUGUAUAUCUGACAGAUCAUACAGGUAAUGUACCCUAUAUAUGUCAGGAAUGUGGGAAGGUCUUCAUUCAGAAAUCAGAAUUGAUUAUACACCAGAAAACUCACACUAGAAAGAAGCCCUAUAAAUGCCAUGAGUGUGGAAAAGCCUUUUUCCAGAUGUUAUCUCUCUUAAGACAUCAGAGAACUCACAGUAGAGAAAGACUCUAUGAAUGCAGUGAAUGUGGCAAAGGCUUUUCCCAGAACUCGACCCUCGUUAUACAUCAGAAAAUUCACACUGGUGAGAGACAGUAUGCAUGCAGUGAAUGUGGGAAAGCCUUCACCCAGAAGUCAGCACUCAGCUUGCACCAGAGAAUCCACUCAGGGCAGAAGUCCUACGUGUGUCUUGAAUGUGGGCAGGCCUUCAUCCAGAAGGCCCACCUGACUGUUCAUCAAAGAAGUCACACUGGAGAGAAACCUUAUCAGUGCCACAACUGUGGGAAAUCCUUCAUUUCCAAGUCACAACUUGAUAUACAUCAUCGAAUUCAUACAGGGGAGAAACCUUACGAAUGCAGUGACUGUGGAAAAACCUUCACCCAAAAGUCACACCUCAAUAUACACCAGAAAAUACAUACUGGUGAAAGACACCAUGUAUGCAGUGAAUGUGGGAAAGCCUUCAACCAGAAGUCAAUACUCAGCAUGCAUCAGAGAAUUCACACUGGAGAGAAGCCUUACAAAUGCAGUGAAUGCGGGAAAGCCUUCACUUCUAAGUCUCAAUUCAAAGAGCAUCAGCGAAUUCACACAGGUGAGAAACCCUAUGUAUGUACUGAAUGUGGGAAGGCAUUCAAUGGCAGGUCAAAUUUCCAUAAACAUCAAAUAACUCACACUAGGGAGAGACCUUUUGUUUGUUACAAAUGUGGGAAGGCUUUCAUCCAGAAAUCAGAGUUGAUUACUCAUCAAAGAACUCACAUUGGAGAGAAACCUUACGAAUGCCGUGACUGUGGGAAAUCAUUCAGUAAGAAACCACAGCUCAAGGUGCAUCAGCGAAUUCACACGGGAGAAAGACCUUAUGUGUGUUCUGAAUGUGGGAAGGCCUUCAAUAACAGGUCAAAUUUCAAUAAACACCAAACAACUCAUACCAGAGACAAAUCUUACAAACGCAGUUAUUCUGUGAAAGGGUUUACCAAGAAAUCAAUUCCUAGUGCAUCAGCAUAUUCAUAAAUGAAAUAUACUCCCUGAAUUUCUUGAUAAGAGUCAGAUCUAAUUGUAUGUAAUAGAUUCAUGCUUCAGAAAUUCUGGAAAUGCUUUACAUGUGUAAACACAUCAUGAAGCCACACAUUAUUUUACAUGAGGGAAAUUACCCAGAAAAGAAUUUCAAAAAAUAAGUGGAAGUGUCCUUAUUUGUACUAGCCUCAUUAAGGGUUAUAAAUUUCAUCUUGGGAAGAAACCCUAACUAAUGCUUUGAGAAAAGCCUUUCUAUAGAAAAUGGUACAAGACAGAUUAUUACCAGAUUGUUUAUAGGAAAGUCCUGUUUAUUGUGGGAUAUCAAUAUGAUAAAGCGCCAGCAAAGUAAUGAUAGGGUAAUAUUACGUAUGUAUAUGAGUGUCUUAUGUAUAUAUGUAUUUUGUAUACAGGUUGAGUAUCCCUUAACCAAAAUGCUUGAGA